CUCGGCGCACUGCGCUGACUCUGCAGAAGAAAAUCAUCGGGGGAGUGUAGGAAGGCGUUUUUUUUUUAAACGUUUUUUCUCAAGGUAGGACAAGCGGUUACAACCCAGCUUCUGGUUGUCAGCAAUCUCGACUGUCUCCUUGACUUCUUCAGUUUACGGUUUGGGAAAAGAAGAGGGGACCGAGUGUCGUGGUCACGCGUUCCUCUCCGUGAAACCGACGCGUUUCCAAACGUCUUGACGCGCGGUUUUUUCUCAGUGAGGCAGCCCGGACACAGAGGUUUCUCGGGAUAAAAAGAGUGACUGUCCCCCCCCCCACCCCCGUGUUGUACCUAAAACUGUCAUAAACGGCGAUGAUAAGUUUGUGAAAGGAACACCGACCGCGAAUCUCAGACAGCGCGCAGUAUUGAAGAGGAGAAAGUUCCCCACUUGAGGGCGAAAUCAGACUUUUUUGAGGACGCCAAGUUUGAAAAGUGCCAGGAGCCCCGGGGUCUGUCAGAUACAACAUGCAGCAAUGUCCAAGGAGGCAGAGUUGGAUGUGAGAGGCAGUGAGUGCGACACAGUCCCACAAGAGCCCAGCACAGACCCGGAGCCGCCCAGGCCACCUCCAGCUAAGGCUAACGGACCCACCGGCACCGCUGGCGUUUGCACGAGCAUCCCCUCCAGUAGCCACAGUAGCAGCAGCACCAGCAGCAGCAGCAAAAGUGGUCUGGGUGGCAUUAGCAUCGUUAGCAGCAGCGCUGAGGGAGCAGGCGAAAGCUCCAUGCAGUUCAGCACCAGACCGCCUAGUGCUGAGCAGCCGGGCUUCAUGGGGACAUGGCAGCAGCAGAGCACUGACAGCAACCUUCUCUACAGAAUGUCCCAGCAGGGUGCUGUAACGCGGCUUCCUUUGAAGUGCGACAGGUCGACUAUGGGCCGAGACCUGGAAGAGGCCAUUCGCUGCACACUGGUGAACUGCACAUGUGAGUGUUUCCAGCCAGGGAAGAUUCACCUACGAACAUGUGACCAGUGCAAACACGGCUGGGUAGCUCACGCUCUGGACAAGCUCAGCACCCAGCACCUGUACCACCCGACCCAGGUGGAGAUUGUUCAGUCCAAUGUGGUGUUUGACAUCAGCAGUCUGAUGCUUUACGGCACUCAGGCCGUACCGGUCAGGCUCAAGAUCCUUCUCGACCGCCUCUUCUCUGUGCUGAAGCAGGAAGAGGUGCUGCACAUCCUGCACGGCCUGGGCUGGACCCUCCGAGACUACGUCAGGGGCUACAUACUGCAGGAUGCUGCAGGCAAGGUGCUGGACCGCUGGACCAUCAUGUCCCGAGAAGAGGAGAUCAUCACCCUGCAGCAGUUCCUGCGCUUUGGUGAGACUAAGUCCAUUGUAGAGCUGAUGGCCAUUCAGGAGAAGGAAGGUCAGGCAGUUACAGUUCCCUCCUCCAAGACAGACUCCGGGAUUAGGACAUUCAUUGAAAGCAACAACCGAACCCGCAGCCCCGGGCUUCUGACACACCUGGAAAACAGUAGCCCAUCAAGCAUUCACCAUUUCGAGAAUAUCCCCAACAGCUUAGCUUUCCUCCUGCCCUUCCAGUACAUCAACCCAGUCUCUGCCCCCAUGCUCGGAUUGCCCCCCAAUGGCCUGCCUAUGGAGCAGUCUGCUCUCCGGCUCCGGGAGCCCACACUGCCAAACCAAGGUGAACAGGUGGAGACCAGUGAGUCAGAAGUGUCCCUGUCACCGUUCCGUACAGGCCAGAGCCCUAGCCGUGGAGCCCUGGGAGCCAUGAACAACAACAUUGAACCCAAGACAGAGCCCAACAACAGAGCAUCACCCAUCUCACCAACCCCCUCUACCCAGCAGGCUCAACAACAGCAGCAACAGCAGUCACAGCUCCAGCAGCAACAGCAACAGGGCCAACAGCAGUCCCAGAAUCAGCCUCAGCAAACCAACAGCUUGAGUGACCACCAGGUCCACCACCACUUUGUAAAAGACGAGCAUGCUAAAACCAUCACCCAUGCUUCCUUUUCCUCCAAAAUGCACCGCAUGCGCCGCAUGGGAUCGACCUCACGCAAGGGUCGUGUGUGCUGCAACUCUUGUGGCAAAACCUUUUAUGACAAAGGCACACUUAAGAUACAUUAUAAUGCUGUACACCUGAAGAUUAAACACCGUUGCACCAUUGAGGGCUGCAAUAUGGUCUUCAGCUCACUACGCAGCCGCAACCGCCACAGUGCCAAUCCCAAUCCACGGUUGCACAUGCCCAUGCUGCGCAAUAACCGCGACAAGGACCUCAUUCGUGCCAAUUCAACCCCUGGUACACCUGUCAUCUCAAGCACCAAGAAUGGUGGCUUCACACUCACCAGCCCUGGAAGGCCACCACUGGGCUUCACUACUCCACCAGUAGACCCUAUACUUCAGUCACCCCUGCAAAGCCCACUGGUGUUCCCCACCCUGAAGUCAGUGCAGCCAGUCCAGCCAGUGCCCCCAUUCUACCGUACACUACUGUCCCCUGCUGACCUUGUCAGUCCUCCAGUGUCACUGCCCACCAGCCCCAUCCUGCCCACCACCACCAACAGUACCACCCUGAUGGACCAACAACAGCAGAUCCUGGCUGCUGCAGCGGCAGCUUCACACAACAAUGUUCAUAUGUCAGAGGCCGGACCCAUGUCCCACCGCUUACAUACACAUAAUGCCAAUCACGACCACACCACUGGCAUCAUAGACCCCACGCCCAAAAAGAAGCCUCGUAAAUCUAGCAUGCCAGUGAAGAUUGAGAAGGAAGUAAUUGAUGUAGCAGAUGAAUAUGAUGACAAAGAUGAUGAUGACGAUGACCUCCACCAUAAUCACCACCAUCACCAGUCAUCCCUUCUUCACAACAAUGUCAAAAUGAAUGGUAACUGUAACAGCAACAACAAUAGCGGAAAUGGUAAUGGGAAUCACAGUGGUGGAAGUGGGCAGCAAUCCCCUUCCCAGGAUGAGAUGAGCCCUGGCUUAGCUCUAAGAGGCAUGAUGAGACAUAGUGAAGAUGAAUGCCGGGAAGGGACUGGUAGUGACAGCAGGGGUGGAAAUGAUCUUCAGGGCUCUGGUGAGCUACGUUGUAUGGACAGCUUCACCUCUGAGGACCAGGACCAUGAGAGAGACUUUGAGAAUGAGUCUGAAACCUCUGAUUCCAAGAUGUUCUACCGUGAUGAGCUGAUAGAUGUGGAGGAACAGCAAAAACACAUCAGGGGCGGAAGGGGUCUGGACAAGGAACAGGACGAUGAGGGUGGUGAGGAAGCCCAUUUGAGAAAGGAAAUGGAAGGCAAGGGUCAUUCCUCACCCUCACCUCAUCUGCCCCCUAUCAAGAUCAAGGAGGAACUCAACGAUCCUACUUAUGACAUGUUCUGCAUGGGCCAGUAUGGCCUCUAUAAUGGAGGCAUGGCCGCGGCUGCUGCCGCUGCUGCAAGCAUGGCUGCUCUGCACGAGAGUUUCAUCUCUUCGAUGAGCUAUGGAGCCAGCCCACCCAAAUUCCCUUCUUCUCAAUCACCAGAGGGAGACCCGUGCUCAAGUCCUGACCCCAAGAUCUGCUAUGUGUGUAAGAAGAGCUUCAAGAGCUCCUAUAGCAUGAAACUGCACUACAAGAAUGUGCACCUCAAAGAGAUGCAUGUGUGCACUGUGGCUGGCUGCAACGCUGCCUUCCCUUCCCGGAGGAGCCGAGACAGGCACAGCUCCAACAUCAACCUGCACCGCAAACUGCUGACCAAAGAGCUGGACGACAUUGUCCUGGACCCCCAACUCACGCCACUGCCCAAGGACCUGCGAGCCGAGUUACUGGCCAAGAUCUACGCCGGGCACCACAUGGGCUUGGACCCUAUGGCCGGGAUGGGCAUCGGAGGCGCCAGCCUCGGGCCCACUGGCCUGAACCACAAUGUCCGUUCCCCCAUGAGCAUCGAGUAUCCCCACCACCCUCUCAACCAAAACCUUAAAAACCACCACACCAACGGCUUCUCCCGGGGCCAGCCAGAUGAGUACAUGGUGUUGGACCUGAGCACGACAUCUAGUGUUCAAUCCAGCAGCAGUGUCCACUCCUCACAUGAGUCAGACGAGGGCAGCGAUGAAGGCAUCCUACUGGAUGACCUGGAGGAGGAGGGAGAAGAGGAUGAGGAGGAGGGCAACAGUGAGGGGGAGGACUGCUCCCGGCGUGCUGAGGGGCGGGCUGAAGGGGGGCAUCGGGAUGAGACUGGAGAACUAAGAGGAGAAGGACAUGGUGAGAGGUUGGAACCUUCCUCCUCACCAUUCCUCCUUUCGUCCACCGGGGGCAGUAAUUGUGGCAGCAGUGGGAUCCUCUGCAACAUCUGCCACAAAAUGUACAGCAACAAAGGGACCCUGCGUGUGCACUACAAGACUGUGCACCUGCGCGAGAUGCACAAGUGCAAAAUCCCCGGUUGCAACAUGGUGUUCAGCUCUGUGCGCAGCCGUAACCGACACUCUCAGAACCCCAACCUCCAUAAAAACAUGCCCUUCUCUACAAUAAUAGACUAAAUAAUGACUUGCUACUCUACCCUGCUGUCAGUCUGCCCGCUCCUCCCUUCAUUCCUCAUCCUUAUUCCUCCUCAAAUUAGCUUUUAACCCCAGCCCAGGGCCAUCAAAUACAAGCUAAAUGCCUGUAUGCCUCCUGCCCGUCCUCUGUAAGUCAUUGUAAGACAUUUCUAUGUCCCUCUAUAAAAUUCAUUGACUCUAAAUACAGUUUAUUAUUGUGACCUUUGACUUUUCCUUCUUUGGAAGAACAGGAUGACGCUCUUGAGCAUGGAGUUUACUUUAUAACAAAACUCCAGUUGUUUUUUUUCAUAAGCCCCUCCAUCUUUCCUUUCAAACAUCAUCCCCACUUUGUUUUUAUGUCCGUCUCCAAAGAAUCUAUUCAAACUCUUAUUUGUGACUUUGCCUGCAGAAAUGAUAAUAUUGAAAAAAAAAGAAAAUCUUCUUGUUGUAUUUGUGUAAUUAUAGCUUUUAAAUGAACCCCUUACAAAAGCAUGACAGCUUCAUUUGUAAAUAAUGUCCCAAGAGGCUUUUGAUGUACAAGAGUUGUGUUGAUGGUUGUUUGCUUCUUUUUUCUCUCUCUUUAUGGUUUUAUGUUACAGUCCAGUACAAUACUUCCAGCUAUAGGCAAGACAGAGGUAGCAUCUUACUAGCUUGACUCACUUAUGUUAGCUUCAAAGACACAUUUUAAACUGAGUCCUAGGAAAAAAAGAAUAUCAUGUGGCUUGUUUUAUCUACUUGUUAGAUAUUCAGAGGUUGCCGGCAUGCUUUUUUAGGCUCCUACACUGAUAUCAUUCUCUGUAUUUCUAUUGAUUUUUUUUUUGUCUGUUAUGUUUAUGAGCUUUAGUAUACCAAUUCAGUUUUUGCACUUUGCAUCUAUACAAGGGGAUGUGUAAUAUUAUUAUGAGGACUUUUGCAAUGGUAAGUUUAGGUGUUGUUUGGGGUCAUUGAUGGCUACAGUGCCAAGGGAAAUGACAGUACCUUCAAAAUACUUGUGCCAGUUUCUUUUUGCACGUGCUCAUUUUCACAGUUUGACAACAGAAAACAUCUUGAACAAAACCUGAGAUCUUCCCCCAUUGCUAAACAACGUAUCCAGAGAGUGUCUUGCUUCAAAACAAAUCCAGGUGUGACUGAAUAUACACUGCUCUUUCACAAAGACAGAGGAGUUAAAUAUCAAGUCUCUCUCUCUCUCUCCUCUUUGUGUAAGGAGUAAUUUGUGUAUGGUUGCCAAUUAUGAUCACAAUACUAACUUCAGAGUUAUGGAAGGGGGUAAUCUGUGUAAAACUCACAUUGGCUCACAAAAGGCGUCUUAAUGAAACAUGAUUGUCCCAUAGAUUUGAAAAACAAUGAGAAAAGAGAUGAAAAUAGUCCUUUAACUGUGACCAAAACAAAAGUGUUUGCUUAAGCAAAACUCUUUCAGUGUGACAUUGUACUUAAAUCGUGCCCCAUUGGAUUAAUAUGAUGCACUUCAGUCUUAAAUCUUUUGCUGUGAUAUUUUCGGUAUCGGUUUCCAUUGCUGAGUGUCGGCUACAAAUGUACUCUAUGAAAAGUGUUGCCAUUUUGCUGGCUGUAGGUUGCAGCCUUUUUUAAUAUGUCCAUGACUGUCUCACGGUACAAAUAUUUCCAGUAACUGGGCAAAAGUAGCCAAGGGAAGGGGUAUUUAUUGGUGGGUGAUGUAUCUUCAUGGAGAUGUUUUUGUCCAGUAUAAGAAUAUUUUUUGUAAAAAGACAAAAAAUAGAGAUUGUUCCUCAGUUUGACUUCUGUAUCAAUGUAUUAGCAAUGCCAUGUGUUACUAUACAAGGAGAUCUUCUCUUACUCGACUGGUGCUACACACAGAGGGAAAAAUAUGCAGUGUUAUGUGGUGUGCUGUACAGUAUUCACAAUACCCUACAUCCAUAACAGUGUUGAGUUCCAUUUGUUUCAUACUUAAGCCAUUUUGCAAUAUAGACAUGACCUAUUCUAGUGAAAUAUUUCAUGUCCUCUUUUUUUAAGACUCCACCUAUAUGACACAUGCAGUUUUCAGUCCUCUCUUCUCGGAGAUAAAGAGAGUGAGACAGAGAGCUGAGGCUGAUGGAAAGGUUGCGGAGGUGGAAGGCUGACUAGGGAGGAAAGGAUGACAGCAACGAUCAUUAAAAAUGUGCUGCUUCUCCGUUACCUGGAGGCGUCCCUGCCAUUCCAGCUUCUUCUGUCUAAUAACUCACUUGUCACUUCGUUACACUGCCAGACGCCAAGGUUGCUGACAAGACUGUGACACUGACAGAAAGAGAAAAAGAAGGAAAGAGAUUGUGUGCUCUGAACAAUUCAAUUUGACUGACUCAAUUUAGCUGAAUUCAAUUCAUCUAUUCAUUUUCUGUGUGCCUAUUUUUAUUCAGGGUCACUAAUAAUUCAAUUCAAUUCCUUUCUCUCAUUCUGUUUUUCUCUUUGUCUGUCAGAGCACAGUCAUUUAACAACCGCCUUACCCAUUUCUUCAACCCGCCACUCACUUACCACCUCCACACCCCACAGCGCAGGUCCUACAGGGACACACACUAAUAGUGUAUGCUUAAGUUCACCGGACGGCCAUGGCAUAGGAAAAAGGGAUGGGUAAUUGCCUGUUUAUCCCAAGUGAAGGGAAAAUUGAGUACAGGAACCCCUGCCUUCUCCCAGGAGUGGGUUUCACUGAGGCGCUUGCUGCCUCAUUCACUCAUUCAAUCCCCCCGGCCCUCACUCUGGCAGAAAUAAAAAAAAGUGCUACUCCAGGAACCCUGCUGACAGCUGUCUCUCUAACACACAACCAUACAAACGCACACACAUGCACACAGAGGAGAGUGGCGCACACUCACAUAUGCUUCCUACUUACAGGCCAGAAGGAUGACAAGAACUAGAUGACUUGUUAACCUCUCGUGAUGGAGGAGACAGGGGCAGAGAAAAAUAGAGAGUAUUCUCACCACAGGAAAUGAAACUCUCCAUCUACCAUUAACAUUAUAGCUGCUGCCACGACACAGAAAGCUAACAUUCCAUUAUGGAGAUUGGUGUGAGCUAGUAUUGAGUCAGACAUGAAAAGUCCAACGCUAUUAAUAUUAUUAUUUAAUUUAAACAUCCUAACAUAUCUAACAGCUAAUGAUUUGGACAUUUUACCUAUAAAGGAUAGUGGCUAAUUAAAUAAAUCUAUCAAAAAGGCCAGCAACCUCACAGAUUGACUCGACCUCUGUAGAAUUAAGAGAGCUGUGCCCAACAUAUCAAAUUAAUAUAAAUGUGCUCUGACCAAUAACCUCAGCUUCGAUGCCCUUCUUGAUUUGAGAAAACCAAGUUUUCAGAGUUGUUUUUUUUAGACACAAACACAUUCUUUAUUGUCCUGUUCCUUGCUGUUCAUUUCUCAAGCAGCAGCUGCAGUGCAUGACCUCUCUAGAAGUGUACUGAAUAUGACAGAAGAGAUGCUCUUGCAACACCCUUCUCUUACGGGCUCGGAGUCCUGCACGGUACUGGUCAUGCCAGCAGGGCUAAGAGCUGAAAAAACAUGCAAACGACUGUCCAGCAUAGCCAGGCAGACAGACGGCAAGAGAGAGAGAGAAGGAAGAGAUGGUGGAGAGGGAUUGGGCUUAGAAAGUUGUCUGGCUGGAGCCUUGCGGCAGUCACUUAACAAGGCAGGGGAGAAAGCGAGGAACACAGGGAGAGGAGAGAGCAAGAGAGCAGCAGGGCCAGGACUUCCCAGGACUCAUUGCCAACUUCUUUUUGAUUGCCUGCUGGAGAGCGAUCGAGCCACCCCUUACAUUUCCACCCCUCUCCCGUGCACUUUCCUCUCCUCUGAGAAAUGACCACCAAUUUCCCCCUCUCCUCUAAAAAAAACCCCGGAAUCCAAUCUUUGUCUUUUUUACUUCUCCAACCACACAGGCCCAGGUACCACCUGCUACCUAGUGACUGGGCCGUGGAUCCGCAGGAACACGUCACUUAGAGCAGCCUCUUUGGCCCAGACCACUGAGGUGAAUCUUUAAUAUUUGAUUAGACAAGUGUCAAGCAUCAAUUAUUCUGUAAUUCUACAUAGCACGCAGAGGGUGAAUGGGAUGGCAAACGGUUGAAGCGCCUGACCUGUUAACCACUGUCCAUUUUGUUCUCGUCACAGAGUGAGUGAGUACAAUAGGUGUAAGUAGAGAGGUGACACCGCAUGCAAACUGUCCAGUUAAUGUAGCUUGUGGAACAAAGUGGGAUUAAACGAUGGGACAUCGAAAGAAGUAUGCAGAUAGAAGAAAAAUACACACAUAUGUGGGUUUGUAUAGAUGCUUCAGUCUCAUGUGUUAUGUUCUAAAAAAAAAAACACUCAUUAAUCUGAACUGGAACCUGUGAAAUGUCAAUGAUCCUGAUAAAAAAAAAAAAUACUGUAUAUUCAUAUAAUGUUUUCCAUUGUGCCAAUUAUAUUUUACAGUCUUAAAAUAUAAAUAAGCUUGAAGACCUGGUGAAUUUAGAUUUUUAUUUUCACUUGUGUUUUUGUGUAUCCAAUGCAUUUGUGUCUGUGUCUUUAAAAGCCUGUGUUAUGGCACUGGCACUCAACAGCGUUGCAUGGCUACAUAGUCGCACUGCAAAGAACAACACUUUGGUGUCAAAAUGGUGAUUUUGAAGCCUCAUGAAUACUGUAUGUUACCUAAACAGGUGUUUCCCAUUUGCAGACAGGAGGAAAAAAAAAGGUCCUCUUUUUAAAAGACUCUUGUUUCUUUUUUUUCUUUCUUUUUUGCCUUUCUUGUAUUGUUUCUGUAUCAUAACUCUCUAUGGUUUUUGCAUAAAAUGCAUAAGGGUUUUGGGAUGUAAAUGGAAUUUUAUUCAUAUUUUGUCCAAAUACCUCUUGUAAUUUGUAUCAGAAUUCUUGUACAAUUUUUAUAUUAAAGAUUUAUCAGUCA
This is a messenger RNA of Morone saxatilis (striped sea-bass), 9363 nucleotides long. RefSeq names its product basonuclin 2 (gene bnc2). The coding region runs from base 512 to 4501 and encodes 1329 amino acids. Gene Ontology annotation, biological process: regulation of DNA-templated transcription. Gene Ontology annotation, cellular component: nucleus. The record is from RefSeq and is a predicted model, not a curated record. The transcript has 7 exons. Lineage: Eukaryota; Metazoa; Chordata; Actinopteri; Moronidae.